AUGCCGCAAAUCUGCAAGUGCGCGGCGAAACAGAGUCCCGUGCAGGAGCAACAGAGUCCCUUGCAGGAGCAACAGAGUCCCGUGCAGGAGCAAGGGACUGACAUUUCGGCGUGCAGCUCCGUCACCGUCGAUUCGCUCCGUGUACCGCCUGGUGUGACGCUGGACCUGACGAAGACGAAGAGAGGUGCCGUCAUUGAGUUCAAAGGCACCACGACGUUCGGAACGAAAAUGUGGGCCGGUCCGCUCGUUAUGGUCAGCGGAACGGAUCUCACCGUGAAGGGAUCGGGCGUCCUCGACGGAUAA
Messenger RNA from Hyaloperonospora brassicae, 303 nucleotides. NCBI's taxonomy places the organism in Eukaryota, Oomycota, Peronosporomycetes, Peronosporales, Peronosporaceae. The record is from the annotation of a GenBank genome assembly.